UUCAACACCAGGGGUCUCUGGCGCUUGUAAAUGGACGACGCCUAGAAAUACACUUGUCAGGAUUUACCCGACGAGAAUAAUUGACAAUUGAUUGUUGUUUAGAGAGACGGAGCAGAACAUCAUCGAUCCAUCAUGGGGGACAACCAUAAGUCUCUCUAUGCCAAACUCACAGUUGACGUUGUCAUUGGACCUGUUCUAGAAAGGUUGGAGGGGAAGGAUAUAUCAGCUGCUCAAACUCUCAGGGCUGCAAUAGGAAAGGCCGACACAUCUCUGCCAGGGCUGGCGUUCGACUUCCUGCGGGUGUUGUUGCGGAAGGCGGAGAUCAGCGAGAAGGUGGAUCUGUGUGAAACACUCCUCCGACUCGGGGGAGCUACAGAAACAGACGAGCUUCGAAUUCCACGCUCCGAGCCGAUCUACCAGGAGUUGAACCACUGUGCCGGGGACCUGAAGCGGAUACUCAGUCGCAUUCCAGAACAGAUCUACGACAGGAAACAGUUUUUGGAGACAAUCAAGGAGAUUGCUAACUCCAUCAAGACCCUCCUCGAUGCAGUGAAUCGGGUGAUAGGAGAGAUGGCUCCCUCCGAGAAUGGCAGCAAACAGAUUCUUGAAGACAGAAAGAAGGACUUUGUUCGAUAUUCCAAGAAGUUCAGCAACACACUGAAAGACUAUUUUAGGGAUACCAACCAGAAUCAAAAUGUCUUCAUCAGUGCGAACUACCUGAUAUACCAAACCAACGUGAUCAUGAAGACGGUACGACAGGAGUGCUACUAGAACCUGUCAAGAUACAUCAUCCUCAUUCCUGGCCCAGCCUCCAGACUCUCUGUCCCUGAUGGAGGAUCUGCAACUACAGCCAUCCUUCUGUAACAAAGAUCCAAGCACCUUUUAUCAUUUGUGUUAAAUUGACUGUUUAUGUGAUCACAUAUUGAAAUGCUCUGCAGUGCAUUGCAACAGACUGAGAUAGUCACGAAGACAGAACUGACAUGGAUUUCAAUGUCUUUACUUCUAUCAAUGUGAUGAUUUGGUACAGAUGCUGGUUAGCUCUGUGUUUAUUGAUGCUACAUAUUCUAAGAUGACAGUAUUGAGAUAA
Haliotis rufescens (red abalone) is the source of this 1087-nucleotide messenger RNA. Its product is annotated as programmed cell death protein 10-like. The transcript is spliced from 8 exons. NCBI's taxonomy places the organism in Eukaryota, Metazoa, Mollusca, Gastropoda, Lepetellida, Haliotidae. Gene Ontology annotation, molecular function: protein kinase binding. The record is from RefSeq and is a predicted model, not a curated record. The coding region runs from base 133 to 771 and encodes 212 amino acids. Gene Ontology annotation, cellular component: FAR/SIP/STRIPAK complex; Golgi apparatus. Gene Ontology annotation, biological process: positive regulation of MAP kinase activity; regulation of Golgi organization.